Messenger RNA from Quercus lobata, 2618 nucleotides. Its product is annotated as Pseudouridine synthase family protein. Gene Ontology annotation, biological process: enzyme-directed rRNA pseudouridine synthesis. Gene Ontology annotation, molecular function: pseudouridine synthase activity; RNA binding. The transcript is spliced from 11 exons. Bases 330 to 1760 code for a protein of 476 amino acids. NCBI's taxonomy places the organism in Eukaryota, Viridiplantae, Streptophyta, Magnoliopsida, Fagales, Fagaceae. The record is from RefSeq and is a predicted model, not a curated record.
AAGGCUGGUCUGGUCCCAAGUCCUAACCCAGCCAUCGAAUCCAAGCGAGAGAUUUUUGGUCCAGUUACUCUAUAAACUAUAUAGCAUUGUUUGCCCAGAGGUGUAGUUGGCGUGCAGCUUGCUCUGCUAAUCCUAGACUGUUUUCAGAAAACUGCUCCACCAUGAAGAACAUCAACCUCCAGGGACCCAUAUAACCCCCAUAUGAAGUUUAAGUAGCCAUCACUCAUCGCUCGUUAGUUGUCACAGAAAGAGGGUAGAAGUUCGAGAGAAGUGCACCAUUUCAGGAAAGUCAUAUACUAACCAAAAAGCCCAGCACUGGCAGAAUUAGCAUGUGGAAAAGAAUCCUCAAUUGCCAACAGAUAUUGUUUUCUGUUAGGCAAUACUCUAGAAUUUCUCCUCCACAACCUGCUUACGCUGACCCGGUAAUCCGGGUUUCCAACAACAUAGCCCAAUUGGGUGGCCCAAAAGAAGGUCCAAAGCCUCGGCAGCUCCUGUCUUUGCCUCCAUUUCCUGCACAUCCUCUACCCAGAAAGAACUCAUUCAGCAUCCCUGGUCAGUCCACUCGGGUCACCGCUAUCAGUUGGGUCAAGUAUUACUUUGAUGAGAUUUCGGACACUGUGAUUCAGUCACAUUUCAACAAAGGCCUUGUCCAGAUAGAAUGCCCAAUUUCGGAGGACUCCUAUGUUGACAAGGAAGGACAUAUGAAACCUUUGAGGAAGAUUAGGCCUAAUGAGGUCAUGGAGGCUGGGGCAAGAGUUUACAUACCUGUAUCAGUUGCUGAGACAAGGAUUUCCAAGAGAUUUGACACUAUUCCAAGUGGGACACUAUAUCCAAAUGCCGAUGAGAUAGAGUACUUGCAAAGGCUCGUCAAGUACAAGGACUCUGCUAUAAUUGUGCUAAACAAGCCCCCAAGACUGCCAGUUAAGGGGAAUCUGCCUGUUCAUAACAGCAUGGAUGCGCUGGCAGCUGCAGCUCUUUCUUAUGAUUAUGAUGAGGGUCCUAAGUUGGUUCAUCGUCUUGACCGAGAGAGCAGUGGCCUCCUCUUGAUGGGGAGAACCAAAGAAAGUGUAGAUCAUCUUCAGUGGUUAUUUAGUGACAUAAACAAAGCAAAUUUCUCCUGUGAGGCUUGGAAUGAUGCAUAUGAAGCAACAUAUCAGAGGUAUUGGGCUUUGGUCAUAGGCUGUCCCAAGCAAAAGGAAGGCUUAAUUCGUGCUCCUCUUUCAAAGGUGCUUCUGAAUGAUGGGAAGACUGAGAGGGUCAUCUUGGCUCAUCAAACAGGUUUAGAAGCUUCUCAAGAGGCAAUAACUGAAUAUCGGGUUCUUGGUCCUAAGAUAAAUGGAUGCUCAUGGAUUGAAUUACAUCCACUUACUAGCCGGAAGCAUCAGCUCCGUGUCCAUUGUGCUGAAGCUCUUGGCACUCCAAUUGUGGGUGACUAUAAAUAUGGUUGGUUUGUUCACCAGAGAUGGAAGCAAAUGCCUCGAGUUGAUAUUGAGCCAACAACUGGGAAACCAUAUAGGUUGCGAAGGCCAGAAGGUCUGGAUGUUCAGAAGGGAAGUGUUUUAUCUAAGGUUCCCUUGUUACAUCUGCACUGUAGAGAGCUUGUACUUCCCAACAUUGCAAAGUUCCUUCAGGUUUUGGAUCAAAAGUCAGAAAAGCUGCAUCCCGCACUGAGCUCAAAGCCAGAUCUCCUUCGCUUUGUGGCAUCAAUGCCUAACCACAUGAAAAUUAGCUGGAAUCUUAUGUCUUCCUAUCUGGUAUAAGAAUGCAAGAAAGUCUGUUCUGUAGAGUCUGAUCUAUGUUUCUUUAGAUCGAUUUUGGUGGUGCACUUUAGCUGUUGUUGUACUCUUAUCAGUUGAUAUUAUGAUAUUUAUAGUAAACCACAUUUCGAUAGAUGAAGUUUCUUACAAAUUACACGUUCAAAUUUCAAUACACAUUUUCAAAGUCCAAGUUCAAUGCAAUCUUAAUCACCUUUUCCUUCCCCAUAAUUUUCAGGUCCAGAAGCAUUAUAUAGGAAGGCAUCCAUAUGUGUGUGUUAUAAUCUAGAUUUUAUGUACCAAACUGGAAGUGCAGCAAUGUACAACUGUUUGGGCUGUAACAACUGAGCAAUGCCAGUCGACAGUAACCAACAGAGCCAUGCCAGGAGAGAAUGAGGGUAUGGGACAGGAGAGAAUUACCCAACUAUGAAUAUCAUUCUUAUCAACAUUAAAUGAGUUUUUAGGCUUAGUAAACAAAAACAUAACGAUCCCUUUAUUCUACAGAACAUCUGAGUAUAAGCAUGCACAUGCACUGAAAUGGAGAACUACUUUUUACACCCAAAAAAAUGAAAAGAAAUUGUACUACACUGUGGGAAUGAAUGUGGUGGUCAGUUUAAAACUUUCAAUGAACAAUAUAAGUGAGAAAAUUUACAUAUAACACCCUUAUCAUUGAUUGAGCCCGUGGGAAAGUCUUCAACUGAGACAACCAAAAAAAACAAGCUUUUGAUGCCACCAACCUCAUUUCCACAAUCUUGCAUUCUUUAAAUUCCUGUCAUGGUAUUGGUAUGUUCAUGACUUUUGAACGUAUUACACUGUUUAGCAUCCUUUUGGUAAUAUGUCAGAGGAAUGGUGCCUGCUUUUUGA